Meyerozyma guilliermondii ATCC 6260 is the source of this 3735-nucleotide messenger RNA. It is a transcript of the gene KIN2, whose product is annotated as serine/threonine protein kinase. The record is from RefSeq and is a predicted model, not a curated record. Gene Ontology annotation, biological process: intracellular signal transduction; microtubule cytoskeleton organization; protein phosphorylation. Gene Ontology annotation, cellular component: cytoplasm. Bases 1 to 3735 code for a protein of 1244 amino acids. Lineage: Eukaryota; Fungi; Ascomycota; Pichiomycetes; Serinales; Debaryomycetaceae. The transcript has a single exon. Gene Ontology annotation, molecular function: tau-protein kinase activity; ATP binding; protein serine/threonine kinase activity.
AUGGAUCCGGUCUCUUUCGAACACCGGGAUCCCACAAAAGCGUCUGCUGACGACUUGUCUUUCCAGUAUCCACCGGCAAAUGACCAAUCUUCAACUCUGCCUCCAGCCCAAGUUCAUGUUGUGCAACCAAAAACCGACUUUGCCACCACUUCCUACCCUUCUGGCGACGGCCCGCUGCUGGAAACUCACGCCCAAGGCCUCCAUCCACCCCAGCCGGCCACACCUCGAAUGCUUCGUUCGGUAUCGGGAUCAGUGAAGGGGUCGCGUAGCGACGUUCGAGUUGCUUCCGGCCCGCCGGGCCACGAGUCGCCACAUUAUGGUGGUUCUGGCGACGGUGGGUCUCACUCGCGAACCCCUAGUAUCGGCAGACCGGUUGCUUCGCCGAUGAAUAAGGAACUUCUUCCGCCGGCGGCUAUCAACCGCAAGCAGCAACAGACCCAGCCCCAAAAUGCCAAUCACCCGAACUUUCAAAAGGACUCGCCACGGGUCUCUCAUCACCAUCUGCACUCGCAGCCACAGACUCCUCAGAAUCAGACUCAGAACAUGACUCAGAACCAGACUCACCAGCAUCAGUCUGCUCAGCAUCAGUCUGCUCAACAGCAUUCCGCUCACUCUCAGCAGUCUCACGGUCUGCGCCAGUCGCUGCACCUGUCGCACCAGUCCCAGUCUCAGCCUGUUCAGCCUGCUCAAUCACACCCUGCUGGCUCGCAGCCUCACGGCUCUUCGCAGCACGGCUCCUCGCAGCAGGGCCAGCUGGGCUCUCAGCAGUUCCACAGAAAGUCCAUAGGCGACUGGGACUUUGUCAAAACCAUUGGCGCCGGGUCGAUGGGUAAAGUCAAGCUUGCUCAGCACAACAGCACUGGCGAGAUUUGUGCCGUUAAAAUUGUUCCCAGAGCUGCCAAAUUAUACCAAAGAGCCCAUGCUAAUGAUCCUCCGCUUAAUGCCCAGGCUUCCGCCCAGCGCCAAAAGGAAUUCGAGAAAGAAGUGGCUCGCGAUAAAAGAACUAUUCGUGAAGGUGCUCUCGGCCGUCUUUUGUUCCAUCCGUUUAUCUGCCGCUUGUACGAAAUGGUGCCAAUGACCAAUCACUACUAUAUGCUAUUUGAGUACGUUGAAGGCGGCCAGAUGCUCGACUAUAUCGUGUCGCAUGGAUCUCUCAAGGAGAAGAACGCCCGUAAGUUUGCUAGGGGCAUUGCGCUGGCGCUUGAAUACUGUCAUCGUAACAAUGUGGUGCAUCGUGAUUUGAAGAUCGAAAACAUCAUGAUCAACAGAAAAGGUGAUAUCAAAAUCAUCGAUUUCGGCUUGUCUAAUCUCUACUCACCCAAAACCUUGCUCAAGACCUACUGUGGUUCUUUAUACUUUGCAGCUCCGGAACUCUUGUCAGCAAAGCCUUAUACGGGACCCGAGGUCGAUGUAUGGUCUUUUGGAGUGGUACUCUUUGUUCUUGUUUGCGGAAAGGUUCCGUUCGACGACCAGUCAGUGCUGGUUUUGCAUGAAAAGAUUAAAAAGGGCAGCGUGGUGUACCCUGCUGACCUCUCCAAAGAGUGUGUUUCGUUACUUUCUCGCAUGUUGGUGGUGGAUCCGCUGAAACGGGCCCUGUUGUACGAGGUGAUGCAACACCCAUGGAUGAACAAGGGCUACGAUGGUGUAAUGUCGUCUUAUCUUCCAAGACGGACACCACUUUCUCUUCCUUUGGACCCCGAUAUCAUCAAGGCUAUAGCCAGUUUUGAUCUUGGAUCGCCGCAAACCAUUACCGAAGAAUUGACCAGUAUUCUUUCCAGCGUUGAGUACCAGAUGAGUGUGGAAAACUGGUACAAAAUCGCCGAGCUGGGUCGCGACUAUGCAUCUGCUCCAAACUCGCUGCUUCUUCCGGAUCCAACAGGAGGCUACCAUCCUCUCAUUUCCAUCUAUUUUCUCAUCAGCGAAAUGCGUUCCAGAAAACGGGCCAAAGAAGAAGCCGCCAAGCAGCAAACUGCAGUUUCAGGCCAGUCACUCCAGCAACAUUCUCCGGCGCCAACUCCUCGUCAAACUUCGGUUCCUCCUCCUCAGCAGCAUGCCCCCACCCCGCCAGUCCAGAACUCUCCAUUGCCUUUCCCAGAACAAGCCCAUACUCUUGCGCCGUCUAUGGUUGAGUCUAAUAGUUCCAGAUUGCACGAACUGUCGCAACUUCCUAUGCAGCAACAGAGCCCAACCGUCAAGCACGACACCUUGGAUCCCAAAGCUGGAUUCAACUCUAUUCUUCGUCGGAUGUCGUCGAGAAAAAAAACCACUUCGCCCACGAGAACAACUCCGGAGUCGUCUUCAAAUCACAGCAUUCCAACCGUCGAAGUGGGGCAUGUUGGCGCUGCUUCGAACACACCUCAGAGGUCGUAUCUGCCGCAAAACCUCUCGCCAGAACCACUGGCUUCGGCGCAAUCUCCAGACCCCAUGGUUCGUCGUGGUGUCAGCAUGAAGGUGACCGCCAAGGAAAAAUCUUCGUCCAAUUUGGAUGCUUCUCCAGUCAAACAACAAGCACCUGUUCAGCGCCAAGCAGGGCCCAGACACGAUCGUUCGCACUCCACUACCGUUGCCAAACCAAGAUUUACUCCCGUGGAAUACUUGCCGCCGUUGCCUAAUCUUGAUGCCGAGGUAUUGUCUUCCACGAAACCCCCAGGAAAGUCUCUUCAUCCUACUGCUCGUGCAAAAUCCGUGGGUGGUCAUGUGAGAAAGGAGUCUUACAACACACGUAGUAAAACCCAGCAGCAACCACCUUUACCCAAUGUCAUGGCAGGCCAGAAUUCCGACGAGCUUGUUGGCGGAGGCCGCGACGACGGGUUCUUUGAUGACAUUACAAUCGAUGAUAUUGAGCACCAAAUCGUUCCCCAGCUCAGCGACAGGGAGAUCAUCGACCAGUUCAACAACGCUAAGCCUAAUAGCAUGCCGUCGAUCGAGUAUCCCAAAACUCUCUUUCUCAAAGGCUUUUUCAGUGUUCAAACUACGUCUACCAAACCGCUUCCAGUCAUUCGUUACAACAUCAUUCGUGUAUUGAGCCAGUUGGGAGUCAAGUUCCAGGAAGUGAAGGGAGGCUUCGUGUGUGUUCACACACCUUCGUUGUCGAAAAUUUCGCCAGAAGGAUCUGCUAAUGCUACCAUAGCUUCUACCAACGAAGAGGAAGAAAAACUUUAUGGAGAUGCUUUCAAGUCCACGUCUUCCUCCAUCGAAGGAUACCACCAUGAGCAUGAAUCCGAACGCACUCCCCUCAGACAGCCGUCGUUACAUCUACAAACGCAAGCGCUCUCACCGCCAAGUGUCAAGACCCAUAGAUCAUCGAAUUCAGUGGGCCAUCGGCGAAAGAUUUCCAUUGGCAAUUCCAUUCUUAACCGCAAGAAGAACGGAUCUCAAACGUUAAUGCCGCCUAAUACUCCAGCCAGCGCCAAGAUAAGACUGUUGGAUGAUGACUACGAAGACUACGAUGAUAGCCGAUUUACCGAAGAUGACUCGCUUGAUUCUUUGGGAGGCAUCAUGGUGGGAGGCGGCAGUGAUAUGUUGGUUUCUUCGAGAUUGGAGCAGCGAGUCAACCAUAAACAUACCGCCAGUAAUUCUGGAGCCAAGCCUAAGAAAUCACCAUUGAAAUUUGAGAUCCAUGUUGUUAAGGUUCCUCUAGUUGGACUUUAUGGUGUUCAAUUUAAAAAGAUCCUUGGUAACACAUGGAACUACAAAACGUUGGCGGGUCAAAUACUUAACGAGUUAAACUUGUAG